GAUUUACCUGCUGGGCGGUGCGGGCGAGGUGCCCGCCGGGAGUCGCGGGGCUGCAGCCGCCGGUGCCGGGUGCCCGUCGCGCCAUGGAGCCGCCGCUGCUGGUGUCCUUCGUGCUGCUCUGCUGCGCAGGUCUAACAAGAAGCCUAAGUAUAACUUCAGCUGAAAAAUCAUUUGAAACAGCACAAGGAGAGAAAGUUACAUUGCCAUGUACUUUUGUACUCUCAGAAGAAGAUGAAGGUCCACUAGAUAUUGAGUGGGUAUUGAUACCAGCAGAUAAUCAGAAGAAGGAACAAAUAAUAAUUAUGUAUGCUGUAGACAGGAUUUAUAAUCAUUAUUAUGCUGCUAUGACUGGGAGGAUGCAGUUUACUAAUCCUGAUCCCAGAUCUGGUGAUGGUUCAUUGGAUAUCCUGAAUUUAAAGUCAGCAGACACUGGCACAUACCAGUGCAAAGUGAAGAAGGCUCCCGGAGUUCAAAGCCAAAAAAUACAGUUGACUGUACAUGUAAAGCCAGCAAGAACUAAAUGUUCCAUUGAAGGAUCACAGGAGAUUGGAAAAGAUGUCAUCUUGAAAUGUGCAUCACAAGAAGGAUCCCCACUUUUGUCUUAUGACUGGAGGAGAGUAUCUGGCACACGGGAACUUCCUGCCACUUCUGUGCUGAAUAAAAAUACAGGCGAACUUCUGUUGAAAAAUGCCUCUCAAGACUAUUCUGGUACAUACAGUUGCGUUGCCUCAAACAGAGUUGGCACAGAUGAAUGUUCUGUUGAGCUGAAUGUCACCCCUCCUAUAAAUACAGCUGGUAUAAUUGCUGGAGCUAUUAUAGGAACUCUGCUGGGUCUUUCUGUACUGGCUUUUCUUGUCUUCUGUUGCUGUAAGAAGCAUAGAGAGAAGAAAUAUGAGAAAGAAGUACAUCAUGAUAUCAGAGAAGAUGUUCCACCUCCAAAAAGUCGCAGUUCAACAGCCCGCAGCUACAUAGGCAGCAAUCGUUCUUCUCUGGGUUCAAUGUCUCCCUCAAAUAUGGAAGGAUAUACCAAGACUCCAUAUAGCCAAGUCCCAAGUGAAGACUUUGAACGUACUCCUGCUCAAAACCCAACCUUUGCACCUUCAAAGGUAGCUGCACCUAAUUUAAGUAGAAUGGGAGCUGUUCCUGUGAUGAUUCCAGCACAAAGCAAAGAUGGCUCCAUAGUAUAAAAUAUUAUUAAUUUAAAUGCUGUUUUUUAAGUGUUCAUUGUAAGUAUUAGAAAAAAAUACUGUGUUCCAUCCCUCAUUUAAGCAAUGGCAUGCAAUUUUCCUUGAAGAAAAUGAACAAGUUAGUUUGAAAAGCCACCAGUUCUCAAUUUUAACUUUAAACUUAUUAGUAUAUGACAGUUGAACUAUUUGCUGAAAGCAUUGAAGUUCCUAAAUAAAUAUCGGGCACUGAAGGUAUUGGGACCUCUGGUAGUUUGCUGAAGAGACACUGGCAGCUGAUGUGCAGUUCUGAGUAGGUAACAGCGAGACACAAGUGAGAAGUAACAAAAGCAUUUUAUAUGUAGACCGUGAAGUUUCUCAGAGUUCCUGAAACUUUAUCCUCACUUUUGGAAUAACAGAAAUAUUUGAACUUGUCCGCUAUCUGAUGUAGUUGCAGGGGGGCUGAAAUACUGAGGAUGACUUUGAGUUCUUUACAAACUGAGCAAGCAGUUCUUUAACCUGUUAGUGUUUGGAGCACUCUUGAACUCUUAUUUCAGGGGCUACCAGUUAUUUGACUGGUUCAAUUGAUUUAAUGAAUCUAUUCUGAAUUUAAAAUUUCAGUGAGUGGAAACAUGACAGGAGACCUUGCAAACUAUUUGAAACGUUAAAUUUUUCUGUAAUAACAAGUUCUAGUCAUGUCAUACAGUUUAAUACUUACGCUAUCUAAUUCAAGAGGUCCUAUCAGGUGGUUGGUAGUGGUAUCUAUGCUUUAAAAAUCUAUAGAUCAACUGUUACUGUCACAGUAAGAAUGAACAUGUAUCUUUUAUACAGGUUUUAAGUUAAUUGUACCUUACAUUUUCUGAAGCCUGUUUAGAUUUUAAGGCAGUGCUCUUACUUUUUUCCAGACUGAUUGCCUAGAAGCUCCAUGGGGGUUUUAAUGAAAGCUGCUAAGUUACUGGUAUUUGAUAUCUGUCCUCUUGCUCUAACAUUGCUGUGGAAACCUCUUUUCCCGUAUACAUGUAAGCAGUAGUUGGCCUUUCCUUAAGAUGAUAGUAUCUUCCUGUAUGAAUUUGCAAGGUGUUUAAAGCUCACUUCUUGCCUCUUCAACAGCCCUGAAUAUUAUAAACAGACAUUUAGGCUUUUAAGAGCGAGAGUUUCAUGCAGCCAGAAUCUGAGAGAAAAUAGUUAUCCAGAAUUGUUGAUACAAAUCUUGUUUCAAUAUUAAAACACCUUCUUCUUAGUGAGCUUAAAGCAUUACAGGAGGGACAGAACAGUUCCUUAUCUUACUUUCACACAUACUUAAGGACUUUUGAUACCUUCUGAUAACUGAGAUUAUAUACCUGUGGAAGCUGGAUUUAAAGCUUAGUGCAGCUUGAAUCUUUGUGGAUUUUUUUUUUCUCUUCCUUCCUAUUUUCUACUGUCUUCUUCAUCCUUUUCUGGGAAGGAGGGGAGUCCCUUCAGCUUAUUCUAGCUACAGAUGUUAAACUGCAAGGUAUUUUGGAAAACUCUAAAGGCAUAUAGUAUGUGGCACUGAUGUUGAUGAAGGAAAUAUCUGAAUAGCCUGUUGAAAGAUGUUAGGAUUAUUUGUAUGUAGGAACAGUGCGAGAGAGAACAUUUCCCCAAACUUCUAGGUUUAGUGUCUGCUUUUUUGUAGUUGCUUAUAGUUCUGUGAUAAAUUCUUUGGCUUACUACUAAAUGCUUGUCCUACCUGUAGUUAGGUGCACAAUUUUGGGCUGGCACUAUUAAUGUAAAGAACAUACCCUUCAUACUGAAUUUAAAAACUUGAAUAGUUAUUAGGUGUUCUAGACUUACACUUUUACACAUUUGGGACUUUUUUAGAUUGUAAAUUGAUACUGUUAGAGAUCAGAUUUUUUUAUCUUUCAUGUGUGCCUUGUCAAUAAACUUUGACUGAUUGUAACUUCAGUUUUUAUGAAAUUUCUGGUGCCUAAACUUACUGUUUGAACAGGUGCUUAGAUGAUGGUACAGUUCUUAAAACACUGACACUGUGAUCUGAUUUCUUGAUUCUUCUGUACUAUUUAUACCUCUUCAUGCCUAUUUUUGGAUGUGACUUCAGUGUCUCUCUCUGUAUUGUUCUGUAUUUCAAAAUGCUGGUUACUCCCUCAAUUGCUAAUUAUGAUCUAAGUGUUUCUAUUCCUGAACACUGUUCAGUUGUACCAAUGAGGUGGAUGAUUGCCUUUUACUUGUGUGGUAAAUAGGUUUAGUAACUGUGCCAAACAUAUGCUUAUGAAGAACAGUAGCUGAGGGGACAUCUUGCAUCCAAUUAUUGUGAUAGAAGAGACUUCCUAGAUUUUAAUCAUACACUAAUUGUUUACCUUGAAACUAAGGCCUUCCUUAAUUAAAAGGGUAUAGUUAUAAAUACAUGUUGAGUACAAAACUAAACUGAAUCACAGAGUGAGAGAUAGCUAUAAACCUAAGCAACCAGGCAACAAACCUACUGAAUUUGGUUCUUAGCCAUCUGUGAACAUAAGUGAGAUUAGAUGUGGGUUUUGUUUUUUGCUUGUUUGCUUUAGAUUUUUUUUUUUUUCCCCUCCACCUGUCCCCCCCCGCCCCGGUUUGGCCUGAGACCCUGUACUUACAGUCAGGUAAGCCCUAGGACACUCAAGAACAGAAACCUGUCUCACCGAAGCCUACAGAGCAGAGUUUACACAUGCUUAAUGCUCUGUCAGCUUGUACAAAAUAAUAAAUGGACAGAACAGAAGGACAGCAUGAUGUGCCCUCAGACCCUAGCUGUUAGGCUUAGCAGCCUUGACAGUGUCUGUCUAUUUAUGUAAUUGCAUGGAAAAUAAAACAAAUAGAAUCUGACAUAGUCCUUAUCUGAAAUAAAGAAUCUCUGACUUGGGGUAAACUUUGCCUCAAGUUGCUAUCAUCAUGCCUUUCUGUUAUGAUACAACAUUACUAUGAAAACAUAAUACGGCUAUUAUACGUUAUUUCUUUUGUCAGUAGAUUGUUCACUUACACUGGAUUAUGAUUCUCAAAAGCAGCUACCGUAGUUUAUCAAUGAUUUCUAGCUGUGUAGGAGAGGAACUGGUUAAACACGUGAGGUGUCUGAUCUUACAGGUAACUCUGCUAACAGAACUGUCUUAGGAAGUAAUGGCAGCUGAUGUACCAGUUAGAAGGUGGCAUUUUUAAUGUCUCAUUUUAUUUAACAAAAAAAAAAAAAAAGGGAUUGGGGGUGGGGGGCAUGGUACCAUUAUGUAAAUACUCUAAGUGAACUCAAGAAGCCUCUAGUUAAUGUCCUGACUGUAAACUUGCCUGUUGAGGACUACUAUAUAUAUAGGAGAAACCCCUCAAUUUUAGCAUGGUGUGAAUAAAGUGUUAGACUUGUAAUACUGUAGAGGUUACGUAACACUUGUCCAUACAUUUACAAGCGUUUUCAUAAACUUUCCAAAAUGGAUAUUUAAAGAUACUUGUGUGAAACUUCCUUACCUAAAAAUGGAUACUUCUUCCAAAGCUGUGUAGUGCACAGAACUGUCUUGUUGGAGGGGUAAAACAUAACUUUUGAAAGAAAUGUACAAUGCAUACAUCUUCAUCAACUCUGAUAGUCACAUUCAUAUUAGGUGUAUGCUUCCUGCUUAAUAGUACAAGUAAGACUUUUUAAUUGCAAGUUUUUCUGUAAUGCUGAAUACUGUAUUAUUACUGGUUUCCAUUAUAAGAUUUUGGUUUUGUUCUUAACAGUGUAUAUUCUGGAUCACUUGGAUCUUUGUUCCAGUCUAAAGACAUAAUACUAUUUGUGUCACUUAAACCUUCUUUUAUACACUUGAUAGGUGCUUUAUGGGACAGUUUGGUUAUUGGUCCUCUGGCAUUGAGGUACAGCUCAGUUGAAAUCAGAGCAAUAAUAUUUCCUGGAAUCCAAAAUGUUACGAUGUUACGUUAUACUUCUCAUGCACAAAGCAUGGACUUGAAUAUUGAUACAAAUUUCAGUAUGAGGUUUUCUAUUCACACUUUUGGGGGAAUGGUAUUUUAAAAUGCAAUUAUUGUGAGUGAAUUUGUAAAAACAAAAUCCAAAAUUUUAAAAUGCUGUAGUUCCAUGACAGACUUGUGUACUUUUUUGAAAUAAAACUGUUGCAGAAAACAGUAGUCUGUCUUUAUUUUAAAGCAGCACUUGUGUAUGGCUUCAGCUUUCUCUUUAUGUAAUUGGAAGUGAACUAAUAAAUAUGGCUGUGUAUACCACA
This is a messenger RNA of Tyto alba (common barn owl), 5356 nucleotides long. It is a transcript of the gene CXADR, whose product is annotated as CXADR Ig-like cell adhesion molecule. Gene Ontology annotation, biological process: homotypic cell-cell adhesion. Gene Ontology annotation, cellular component: bicellular tight junction; intercalated disc; basolateral plasma membrane. Lineage: Eukaryota; Metazoa; Chordata; Aves; Strigiformes; Tytonidae. The transcript has 7 exons. The coding region runs from base 84 to 1187 and encodes 367 amino acids. Gene Ontology annotation, molecular function: cell adhesion molecule binding. The record is from RefSeq and is a predicted model, not a curated record.